AUGUCAGAUGACAUGUCUGAAGAAAAGAAGGUCUUGUUUGGAGAGAUCCAACAAAAAUGGAAGGACGGCAUGUUCAACAGCGACUGGACAGUAUAUGCGGCAGAACGGUCAGCACUAUCAUCUGUCAAAACAAGCAUCUCCAUCCAGAAAGACUUCAAUAGUGAAGUUUUGUCUCACUGCACUAAGAAGCAGAAAUAUGACCCAUCGAUGCCAAAUAAACCAGUGAUCAGGGUCGACAUGGAAGGAUUGUCA
Molecule: messenger RNA, 252 nt
Organism: Paraglomus brasilianum
Lineage: Eukaryota; Fungi; Glomeromycota; Glomeromycetes; Paraglomerales; Paraglomeraceae
Source: the annotation of a GenBank genome assembly